AUCCUCUUAUUCUCGAAUCUCUUUCUCGCUCCCUCUAACCAUUCAGCUUUCUCUCUCUUAACUUGGAAUUCAAGAAACAGAAAAAGAAGAAAAUGUCUUCGCAAAUCUCUGAAUCUGAACAAGAACAGCUCAUCGAAAAGCUGGAAGUUUUCAAGAUCAAAGGCAAGGAUAAACGCGGAAGAAAGAUUCUUCGCAUCGUCGGAAAAUUCUUCCCUGCUCGGAUGGUGAGCGUGGAAGUUCUGAAGAAGUUUCUGGAAGAGAAGAUCUUCCCGAGGCUGGGGAAGAAGCCGUUCUCGGUGGUGUAUUUGCACAGCGGAGUUCAGAGGAGCGAGAACUUUCCAGGAAUCUCGGCGCUGCGAGCGAUCUACGACGCGAUUCCGAUCGGCGUGAGGGAGAAUCUCGAGGCAGUUUAUUUUGUUCAUCCUGGAUUGCAAUCUCGCCUCUUCCUCGCCACUUUUGGCCGUUUUCUCUUCAGCGGCGGGUUGUAUGGGAAGCUAAGGUACGUGAGCAGGCUUGACUACCUGUGGGAGCACGUGAGGAGAAACGAGAUAGAGAUCCCUGAGUUCGUGUACGAUCAUGAUGAUGAUUUGGAGCAUCGUCCGAUGAUGGAUUACGGUUUGGAGAGUGAUCACCCUAGAGUCUACGGUGCACCCGCGGUAGACUCCCCCGUUUCUAUGUACUCAAUGAGGUGUAUCUCCUAGGAAAAUAUAAUAAAAUAUAAAAAAUCCGCCCCCGCCCCCCCCAAAAAAAAAAAAAACGAUGAACAUAAAAAUCAGUUUGUUUUUUUGUUGGGUUGUUGGAGUUGAGCCUUUGAAUGGUUUACAGACAUGAUGAUAGAUACAGUUUUUAGCUCCCAAUUUUUUUUUGGACUUGGAAAUUUGUAUAUAGAAGGUAGGAUUUGGGUGCACUUUUGGUUUUUCUUUUGGUCAAUAGGGUAAGGUCAUGUGCUUGUGUUUGAAAAGAGUAGUAAAAGCUUACUUGGAACUGAUAUUGAAUGUUCAAUGUGAUUUUUUU
Messenger RNA from Morus notabilis, 1014 nucleotides. Its product is annotated as ganglioside-induced differentiation-associated protein 2. The coding region runs from base 93 to 701 and encodes 202 amino acids. The transcript is spliced from 3 exons. NCBI's taxonomy places the organism in Eukaryota, Viridiplantae, Streptophyta, Magnoliopsida, Rosales, Moraceae. The record is from RefSeq and is a predicted model, not a curated record.